Messenger RNA from Rhodofomes roseus, 1155 nucleotides. RefSeq lists its product as uncharacterized. Lineage: Eukaryota; Fungi; Basidiomycota; Agaricomycetes; Polyporales; Fomitopsidaceae. The coding region runs from base 1 to 1155 and encodes 384 amino acids. The transcript has 3 exons. The record is from RefSeq and is a predicted model, not a curated record.
AUGCGCAUCAUGGCGUUGAAUACUGUCAUGGCACGGAAACUUGCUACGGGGUCCACUCCAUCCACCUCAAAACGUUUCAUCGCUCUUUGUUUCGCCUCGUUGAUCAUCUUACUCUUGGCUUGUGUGCCUGCCGCUCGUAGCCAUGUAGGAUGUCUUGUGUUCCGGCUCCUCCGUCCAUUCUUUGUCCUAUUUUCCGACGAAGACCCCCUCGCCCGAUCGAUGAUACAAACAACGCUCUGUAUCCUCCCUGGCGCGAAUUUGGCGUUUGCUACCUGCAGAGCGGUUCCGGAACCGCUGCGUAAAGUCGGCUGGGAGGAGUUCGCCGAGCUUGUCGAUAUACAGUGCUCAUGGGCCACCGGAGCGUUGGACCAGACGUCAGAGGACACGGAAACCGUCUUGCGCCUCCAUUCCGUCAUGCGGAAAAUUCAUACCGCAUCUCAGUACCUCAACUCUAGUACGACACACUUCUAUCCGACGAACGACUCGAUGGGUCUACUCGAUGUCAAUGGCAACGCUACGUUGCACGUCCUGGACCUCGUCCAAGAGAUGUCGACAGUGGCAAGCACUGUCGAAUAUACGCAUCAUGUUUCGUUGAAGUUGAUGCAUGGUUUGCGUACGCUCGCGAGCUCCUCCGUAGGCGGCGUGUUGUACCCGUCUGAACGCUGGCUUGCCGCGCGACUGUUCCAAUCCGUUAUGGCUGAACUACGGGGAUCCCUUUUUCAUGUUGCGAUAGCCUCGAUGGGAACGACAGACGCGCUCCUUCUCCAUCUCGACCACCUUCCGCCCCUCGAAGAGCAUGCGUCGAGGCUCUGUUGGCCCAGGCCUUUGGGCAGAGCAGGAUCUUUUCGCAAGAUCCUGCAACCUCAGGGUCUCGACGACAUCCGGUGCCGCGAUCUAACGCUUGGCCUCGAACUGGCGCGCUUCGACGUCGAAGGGUUGUUGACCUCGGCGCGCAAGAUAUACACGGCGACGAUUGAAAGCUCCCGCCAACUAUCCGCCUUGGAGGAAAGGAUUGCGACACAGGAACCUGCCGCUCCUGAUACACAAGAAACGGGUUGGAUCGUCGCUGGGAUCCCAUGGCACAUGCGACGUGUGGGCUCAGCGAAGACGGACCCGAAGGUUAUGCAGCUACUCCGAGCCCUCGUCUCUGGUUAG